Messenger RNA from Sebastes umbrosus (honeycomb rockfish), 2236 nucleotides. RefSeq names its product divergent protein kinase domain 1Aa (gene dipk1aa). The coding region runs from base 428 to 1801 and encodes 457 amino acids. The transcript is spliced from 7 exons. Lineage: Eukaryota; Metazoa; Chordata; Actinopteri; Perciformes; Sebastidae. The record is from RefSeq and is a predicted model, not a curated record.
CAGCACACCAGUGAACCCACAGAGACACGUUAUUCCGUUCAUUUAAAUGACAACCUGAAAAAAAAACAAAAAACGUUUUAUUUUGUAGAGGAACAAGUCGCGCAUGCGCAGUGAUCCUAUGUGUUUCUCUCUCAGGCCAGCUUGAGGUAUGUCGCUUUGCUUGAAAAUCAGCAGCUGCUGCAAAGAGCAGAGGCAAAGAGCAAUAAUAUCAGAGACAGGACACACCGACAGCUCCAGGGAUCCUCCGCUGGGUCAGAUCUGAUGAGAUAUGCUGUCAUCAUUUCCUGUUCUGUGAACCAGACCUGUGGUUUCGUUGUGGAAGAAGAAGACAGGCUCUCUCUCUGGCUCUCUGGAUCUCUGUCGUGUAUUUUUUAUUUGGAUGAUCUCCCACAGCCAGGUCCACGUAUUGAGAUGAUCUAUUUUUGUGAUGGCGAAGGGUCUGUUUCCACGGGCCUGGGUGAAAAAGUCUUUCUACUUCCAGGCUCGGAUCUCCUUUGUGCGGGUGAAGUACCUGUUCCUCACAUGGCUGACGGUGCUGGUGGGGAGCUGGGUGCUGUAUGUGCAGUACUCCGCCUACACAGAGCUGUGCAGAGGACACGAGUGCAAGAACGCCAUCUGUGAUAAAUACAGGAAGGGAAUCAUCGAUGGCUCGGCCUGCAGCAGUCUGUGUGACAAAGAUACGCUCUACAUGAGCAGGUGUCUGUCAACGCUGCCAAAUAACCAGGACCAAGAGAAGUCAGAUGGCGACUGGCGGUACCACGGUCUUGCACUCAGUUUCACAAGCGUGUCGGAGAACUACGGUGGCCUUCAGGUGUACACAGGAAGCUGGGGCGACCACGACGGGAUCAUCCGCUGUAAGUUGGGGGAGGUUGUGCACUACGAGUUGGGCGAAGAGCCGGAGCCACGGAGAGAAGCCCCCGUGUUCGACAAGCCCACCAGAGGCACGUCAGUGGAGAAGUUCAGAGAGAUGGUCCUCAAUCACCUCAAGUCCAAGCUUGGAGAGCAGGCGAACCUCGCCAGCCUCGUCAGCCAGAUCCUCUCUGUCGCCGAUGGCAACAAAGACGGACGGGUGUCGCUGCCAGAAGCCCGCUCUACAUGGGCCCUCCUGCAGAUGGAUGAGGUGCUGCUGGGCCUGCUGCUCCAGGACCGUGGACACACUCCUCGCCUGCUCGGCUACUGUGGGGACCUGUAUAUGACGGAGCGAGUCCCCUACGGGCCCCUGUAUGGUCUGUCUCUACCCUGGCCGCUGGUGUCCUGGGUGCCCAGCGGCGUGCAGCGCACUAUGGACCAGUGGUUCACCCCCUCGUGGCCUCGCAAAGCUAAGAUCUCCAUGGGCCUCCUGGAGCUGGUGGAGGACAUCUUCCACGGCACCUACGGCAGCUUUCUGAUCUGCGACCUCGCCGCGGCGCACUUCGGUUACACCGACCGCCACGAGCUCCGUCUGACUAAUACCCGAGCGGUGGUCCCCGAGGACGAGUUCAAGCGCUCCAUGCGGGCGCUGAAGUGCGAGACGGACGCCGACUGCGUGUACGGGGCAGACUGCCAGACGUCGUGCGACGUGACGGAGAAACGGUGCAGGGAGGAGCCGGUUCAGCCGAACUUGGCGAAGGCGUGCGGUGCACUGAAGGACUACCUCUUGCGCGGGGUGCCGUCGGGGCUGAGAGAGGAGCUGGAGAGGCAGCUGUAUGCCUGCAUGGCUCUCAAGGGUAACGCCGGACAGAUGAACAUGGAGCACUCGCUCAUUCUCAACAACCUGAAAGCUCUGCUGUGGCGACAGAUCUCACACACCAAGGACUCGUGACGAGGAGAGGAAGUCCUUCAGUUCCUCACACGGAGCCGAGUAUUAAAGAUGCUGUGAUUUAGGAAUAGCAAAUUUAAUGAAGUAGUUUUUAUCAACUCUUAACACUUAUGAAGACUGACGGAGACUCUACCUCCUCUAUUCUGGAAAACACAUCCGAGUACUUUGAAGUAUAAAUAAACUGAAUGAUUGCAUGUUACCAUCAGUCACACGUAGAAACUGUUCAUGCAGCCACAUUGUAUUGUAUUGUCACCACAGUGGAAUGUUUCGGGGGCACUGCUGGAAAAAAAACAGACUCGUAAACAGAUGUUACUGUUCGUCUCGAGAGCUGAGAGACCAAAUUGCUGUUUUUGCCUCAAUACCAUGCAGAUAUGUACGAGGCUGACAUGGUUUUAGGAAAACAAGGAUUGGAAAAAUCAGAGAGUGUUGUACAAAACU